ACUCCUCCACAGUAACUACCAGGGAUGCUGGGUAAUGUCGGGUAUAUAACCGCAAACCUCAACUGAACCUGAGUCCUGUCCUCCACAGUCAUGGCUGCUUCUUCGGUUCGUCUGCUGCUGGUCGUGGUGGUCUGCAUGGUCGCUGCCUGCACGGCGCAGUUCUCCCUCUCUCUCGGCUAUCCUGGAUACGGCGGCUACCAGUACCCAGGGUACAACAGUGGAUACGGAGGUUACGGCAGACCCGGCUACGGCGGUUACGGUGGCAGACCCGGUUACGGUGGCUAUGGAGGCCCUGGAUACGGUGGCUACGGUGGACCCUAUAAUGGAGGCUAUGGAUACUACCGCUGACCUACAGGCAAGACAAGUCGACCUACAGGAUGAUGAAGCUGCAGAUGUACUGAUACUGUGAUAAGAUCAACUCUUUAAUUAGAUUUCAAAGUUCAAAAUACUGUGUUCAGGUUUUUUUAACAAAACGGAAAUAAAUUAAUUUUGACUAAAGUC
Homalodisca vitripennis (glassy-winged sharpshooter) is the source of this 501-nucleotide messenger RNA. RefSeq names its product keratin-associated protein 19-2-like. The transcript is spliced from 2 exons. Lineage: Eukaryota; Metazoa; Arthropoda; Insecta; Hemiptera; Cicadellidae. Bases 91 to 348 code for a protein of 85 amino acids. The record is from RefSeq and is a predicted model, not a curated record.